Molecule: messenger RNA, 1047 nt
Organism: Tarenaya hassleriana
Lineage: Eukaryota; Viridiplantae; Streptophyta; Magnoliopsida; Brassicales; Cleomaceae
Product: psbP domain-containing protein 1, chloroplastic
Exons: 3
Coding region: 25-837 (270 amino acids)
Biological process (GO): photosynthesis
Cellular component (GO): extrinsic component of membrane; photosystem II oxygen evolving complex; photosystem II
Molecular function (GO): calcium ion binding
Source: RefSeq, a predicted model, not a curated record
CGUCGAUCGCUACCCUUACCAAAAAUGGCGGCGAUUCUGGAUUCGCUUUGUCCUCCGGCGACUUCGACGGCGACGUAUCAUCGCGCCGUCGCCGGGGCUACGCAUCGCUGUGGGUUGAGUAGGAACUGCUCGAUUCCCAACUCGUCGUGUCCCUUUCCUUCGUCCUCUGUUUCUGAGACUCGCCAAGAGACUAAGGCUUUUGCAGUUCCAAGGAGGAGAAUGAUGGGCUUGCUUCUCUCGGGUUUUAUCUUCACAGAAUUCAAUCUUCCUAAUGCAUUUGCUCAAACAAGUUCUGUGUUCCGGGAAUACAUAGACACUUUUGAUGGAUACUCGUUCAAGUACCCGCAGAACUGGAUUCAAGUACGUGGAGCAGGAGCUGAUAUAUUCUUCAGAGAUCCAUUUGUUCUCGAUGAGAAUCUCUCGGUUGAGUUUUCUUCACCUUCUUCAUCAAGGUACAAGACCGUGGAGGAUUUGGGUCCACCAGAAGAAGCUGGAAAGAAAGUGCUUAAGCAGUACUUGACUGAAUUCAUGUCAACCAGACUCGGGGUUAGACGUGAAUCCAACAUUCUUUCCACGUCUUCAAGAGUUGCGGAUGAUGGGAAACUCUAUUACCAAGUUGAGGUGAACAUAAAGUCAUACGCUAACAACAACGAGCUGGCUGUGAUGCCACAAGAUAGAGUGGUUCGAUUGGAAUGGGACAGACGUUACCUCUCAGUUCUCGGAGUUGAGAAUAACAGACUCUAUGAACUGAGACUCCAAACACCGGAGAAAGUUUUCCAGGAAGAGGAAAAAGAUCUCAGAGAAGUCAUGGAUUCCUUUCGGGUUAAUAAGGUUUAGGGUUGAUCUUGUUGCAAGAGUUUGUAUUCCCCCACAUUGCUCUUUCUUCUCUAUGAACCCAAAUUCAAUUCCUUUUUUUUGCCCCCUCUUUCUCUGUAUGCUCAUCUCAAUUUACUAUUUUGAUGUCUAAAUCAUUUUAUGAUUUUUUUUUAAAUUUGUUUCGGCAUCUUUUCUUCACAAGCAAUGAACUAGAUGCAUAUAUUUCAGUUA